AUGCUCAUAACCGAAAGAGAUAAAUUGAAAAGAAAAGCAAUUAUUACUAAACAAGAAUCUGAUUGGCUCAUUUAUAAAAAAUCCAGAAAUCAAACAAAUACCGAAUUAAGGAAAGCCAAAACAGACUAUUAUUCUAAAAAGAUUGCUAACCAAAAGUGCAAUCCAAAGCAGGCUUGGAAAACUAUUAAUAGUUUGAUCGGAAAGGGUAAGAAACCCACGAUUAUAAAUGAACUAAUUAUUAAUGAAUCUAAAUUAACAAAUCCUACAGAGAUUGCAGAAGGGUUAAAUGAAUUCUUUGCAAAUGUUGGACCAAACUUGGCAAGCAAGUUGGAUGAAUCUAGCUGUGACUUUCAAAAGUAUACUAAAAGUUCUGAAUCCAAGUUCACUGCAUUUACACAAAUUGCG
Paramuricea clavata is the source of this 405-nucleotide messenger RNA. The record is from the annotation of a GenBank genome assembly. NCBI's taxonomy places the organism in Eukaryota, Metazoa, Cnidaria, Anthozoa, Malacalcyonacea, Plexauridae.